AUGGAUAAUUCAUUUAGCAAUGAUAUGGGCAUUUCAAGUGGUAAUACAUUUGGAAGUGGAUCUGGAUUUGGAUUAACCUCUGAUGUGGACUCCCUCUCAAGCAAAUCUAAAGGUCGUCCAACUGCUUCAGUUGUUGCUCCAGCUAAAGGCAGGGGAAUGAAACUUGGGAAAUUACAAAGAACAAACCAGUUCUUGGAAUCACUAAAAGUUGAAGGAGACACAUGGAAGUUCCAAUUGGCAUUUAGUUACUCUUCUAAUUUAGUGGGCACAUGCAAGUUCAUUUACCAGUUCUUGAUCUUGAAGAUGCUUCAUAUGUGGGGUCUUGUGAAUUGUGAUGUUGAAAUAUCUUCACCAAAUGAUUCUUAUGUUUCUCCUAAAGGCUAUCUCAAACAGAGAAGUACAGAGUCUGAGCAUCAACAUAUCAAGACAACUGAAUCAAUGUUACUGAAUGUGGCUUCUGUCUUUUUUGUUGAGAUAUGCACUUGUAGGUUCAUCUAUUAA
Lactuca saligna is the source of this 501-nucleotide messenger RNA. The record is from the annotation of a GenBank genome assembly. NCBI's taxonomy places the organism in Eukaryota, Viridiplantae, Streptophyta, Magnoliopsida, Asterales, Asteraceae.